This is a messenger RNA of Fraxinus pennsylvanica, 1926 nucleotides long. The record is from the annotation of a GenBank genome assembly. NCBI's taxonomy places the organism in Eukaryota, Viridiplantae, Streptophyta, Magnoliopsida, Lamiales, Oleaceae.
AUGGUGAAGGCAGAAAACAGCAAGGCACCAUGGGAAGGGGCGACAGAAUCAAGAUCAACCUGUGAAAGGAUUUUUGUUUAUGAGAGGAUUGUAAAUGUAUCGGUGCUGUUAGCGAUAUUGCCACUCAUUGGAGAAUAUGGAUUUGCAGUUUUCUCUCCAUGGAAGUGUUUCCCCACGAUAUUUUCUUCAGUGUUUAUACUUUACUCCAUUAGUUAUCUUUUUGAAACCGGGAUUGGAUCUGGUUUGCAGUCCAACUCAAAUGUUAACAAGCUUGGCAAGAGGAAAAGAACGGAUGACUGCCAAACAAAGUGUGACUCACACUUUCUGAAAUCUCUACCAAAAAAUUACUCAAACUUUAUGAAAAGUGGACUGCCAAAAUGCCUUCUCUUUUAUCAGAAUGGCGAAUGGAAUAAUUUUCCUCAGGAUGUUAUUGAUGCUGUAAAAGAAGAUUUUCUGGCAAAGAAGGCUGCAAUAGAGGUACAGCUUAGCGAUUCUCAUAUAAUACUAGAUGUUCUACAUAUGGUUAAAGUAGAUUUGGAAACAGGUUUACAAAAGCCUAUUGCAUGGAUCGAUGAAGCCGAUAGAUGUUUCUUUCCAGAGAUAUAUUCUGCCAAUGUUGAAAUGCAUGAUACCUGUUUAACUGAGACUAAAAGAGAUGAAGAAUUUGUUGGUGACAACCAAAAUGGAGCUUUUGAAAUAAAUUUGCAUCUUGAGAUAGGAGUUAAUGGACUGAAUAAUUGUAAUAUGGAGGAAUGUGUGGAAGAAUCAAAUGUCAGUGCAAAGAAGGUGAAAAUUAACCAAAUACAUCUCCAAAAUAACUCUGAAGUUUCCGGUGACCACAAAGAUAAACAAAUAUCUGAUGCAAAAAGAGGACAGGGUUUCGACGAAAACAAACUGAUUGGAGAAGAAAUUUCUUCUAAAUUCAAACCUGCUCUUAAAACUAUGGAUUCAGAUGCUGUAAGAAGCAUGUUUCUCAUGGGUAUGAGUCCACUUGGAAAAGUGGAAAUUGUUGAAAUUAGCAAAUGCUUUAGUAACAUGUUGCAAAACCGUUUGGAACUGUUCAAGAAGCAGGUUGAAAUCACACAAAUGUAUCGCGGGAACCCAAAUGUUCAGUAUGCUUGGUUUGCUUCUUCCAAACAUACAGUUCCUAGCAUUACGAUGUACGGUUUUGGGCAUGGGGGACCUGAAUUUACGACCAAAUAUGGUCAUGGAGCUCACCUUACUGCUGUAAAUAGUGCCUAUGCCAGUGCAAGUUAUUGUGAUGUUGACGAAAAUGGAGUGCAACAUAUGUUGCUUUGUCGCGUCAUAUUAGGAAAUACGGAACUCUUGCAUCCCGGAUCUCAACAAUGGCAUCCCAGCGACGAAAUAUAUGACAAUGGUGUUGAUGAUUUGAAAAAUCCGAGUCAUUAUAUUAUUUGGAAUGUGAAUUUGAACACACACAUCUAUCCAGAAUAUGUUAUUAGCUUCAGGGUAUCUCCUGGUGCCGAAGGACCUUCGGUUGGCGAGGGGAGCAGGCUUGAUAUGUCCGGAAUCACGAGUCAGGGACCACAGGGCAAGUUACUGCUAGAUUCAUCUCCGGAUGAAUGGGGGAGAAAUUGUGACACACAUGAAUUCAUGAACAAAUUUCCGCAAGGGGCCCCUAGCAUUGGGUUGACUACCUCCAAGGCUCCUAAAUCACCUUGGAUGCCUUUUGCUAUGUUAUUUGAAGCUAUUUCUAAUAAAAUUUCUCCUGAGGAGAUGAAAUUGGUGCAUUCUCAAUAUGCCUUGUUCAGGAUCAAGAAAAUCACGCGAGAUGAGUUUAUUAGAAAGUUGAGAUUGAUGGUGGGAGAUCAGCUGUUGAAAUCAACUAUAAUUGGUCUCCAAUCCAAGACACCGACCAACCCUACAUUUUCUAUGGAAGCUCCUAAGCAGGAGCAAGGGUUUUGA